This is a messenger RNA of Lucilia sericata (common green bottle fly), 1555 nucleotides long. RefSeq names its product ATP-binding cassette sub-family G member 1-like. The transcript is spliced from 6 exons. Gene Ontology annotation, molecular function: ATP hydrolysis activity; ATP binding; ABC-type transporter activity. The coding region runs from base 174 to 1274 and encodes 366 amino acids. The record is from RefSeq and is a predicted model, not a curated record. Gene Ontology annotation, cellular component: plasma membrane. Lineage: Eukaryota; Metazoa; Arthropoda; Insecta; Diptera; Calliphoridae.
UUAAUCAACAGUUUUUUUUUUUUUGUUAAUUCCAUAAAAAUAUGUUUUUAUACAUUUGCCAGUUAUAAAUUGAAAUAAAUUUUGAAAAUUUUUGAGAUUUUGAAAGAAAAUCUUAAAGUAUUUAAAAGUGUUAUAAAAAAAGCGAAGGUGAAAAGAACAAAAUUUAAAACACAAUGGAGUUAGAAAUGGAGAAUUCAAAAAUGUUGAAAAACACCAGUAUCGUACGCAAUAUUGAUAUAGAAUUUAAGGAUCUCACCUAUAAAGUUAAAGUGCCAAAGCAAAAAGAAAAGAAAACCGUACUUAAGGGAAUUUCUGGUAAAUUCGCAUCGGGUCAAUUGACAGCAAUUAUGGGUCCUUCAGGAGCUGGCAAAUCUAGUUUAAUGAAUAUUUUAACGGGAUUUACCAAAACUGGUGUUAGUGGCACUAUUAAUUUUGGCAAUGCCCCCAAGGCCCGCAAAUUAUGCUGUUACAUUAUGCAAGAUGAUCAUUUUUACAGUCUAUUUACUGUCGAAGAAACUAUGAUGCUGGCCACUAGUUUAAAAAUCUCCAGUAAUUGCAUGAGUUUAAAGGAGAAGAAGCUAUUGAUUGAACAGAUAUUGGAUAGAUUGAAAUUGUCCAAUACCAAACAUACACGCUGUAAUCGUUUGUCUGGCGGUCAAAUGAAACGUUUGUCAAUAGCUUUAGAAUUGAUUGAUAAUCCUGCCAUAUUGUUUUUAGAUGAACCCACCACAGGCCUCGAUAGUUCCAGCUCAUUUGAUACCAUUCAACUGUUACAGUUGUUGGCCAAUGAGGGACGUACCAUUGUUUGUACCAUCCAUCAACCCUCCAGCAAUAUAUAUAAUCUCUUCAAUCAAAUUUAUGUUAUGAGUCGUGGCUACUGCACUUAUCAAGGUAGUCCCGGAAGAACUGUGGACUAUUUGAAAUCAGUGGGUCUUGAGUGUCCGGCUUAUCAUAAUCCAGCUGAUUUUUUAUUGGAAUGCGUUAAUGGUGAUUAUGGGGACUAUACCGAUUCUUUGGCACAAGCCGCCUUAUUACCACAAUGGCGUCAUGAUUACUAUGACGAACAGUCGGUAUCGUCAACUUUACAUAAUGUACAAAUUGUUAGAAUGUCUGACACAUCGCGACAAUUUGAGGACAAGAAGAGUUUAUCUCUUUCGAAUGCUGUAAAUAAGCAUAUGUAUCCACCGCCCGAAUGGAUGCGUUUAUGGUUGCUGAUCGGUCGUUGUCAUGUGCAAAUCUUUAGAGAUUGGGUAUGUAAAUCUUGGAAAUACUGAUUGAAAUAAUUUAAUUAUAGUUUUGUUUUACGUUUUGUUCAAUUUCUAACUAAACCCUAUUAAAAUCUUUACAUCAGAUUAGCUCUGGAACAGAUAGUUUAAUUAUUAGCUAGAAAUCUAGAUAUAGAAUAUAAUUUGUAACUUUAAUUAGAAGGUGAAGUUACCUGUCAAUUUGUGGUAAAACAGAUAAUUUACUUAAUUACCCUCAGCUAUGAUGGGGAUUUCUCAGUAAAUGGCUUCUUAAGUAAAAUAGAUUAUUAAAUGAAUACUGUUAAACAUUA